Messenger RNA from Oreochromis niloticus (Nile tilapia), 4510 nucleotides. Its product is annotated as N-alpha-acetyltransferase 15, NatA auxiliary subunit. Gene Ontology annotation, cellular component: NatA complex; cytoplasm. The coding region runs from base 87 to 2459 and encodes 790 amino acids. Gene Ontology annotation, molecular function: protein binding. The transcript is spliced from 19 exons. Lineage: Eukaryota; Metazoa; Chordata; Actinopteri; Cichliformes; Cichlidae. The record is from RefSeq and is a predicted model, not a curated record. Gene Ontology annotation, biological process: N-terminal peptidyl-methionine acetylation.
AAAGAUCGAAACAGCCUGGUAUCUCUACCUCAGCGAGGACAUUAUUAUUCAUGUUUAAACCGAAAGAGGCAUAAGAAGCCACUACAAUGCCCACAAUCACCCUGCCACCGAAAGAGAACGCGCUCUUCAAAAGAAUUCUGAGAUGUUAUGAACACAAGCAGUACAGAAAUGGUCUGAAGUUCUGCAAACAGAUCCUGAGUAACCCCAAGUUUUCUGAGCAUGGAGAGACGCUGGCCAUGAAGGGUUUAACUCUCAACUGUCUGGGCAAGAAGGAGGAGGCGUAUGAGCUGGUGAGACGAGGCCUGCGCAACGACCUCAAGAGCCAUGUCUGCUGGCAUGUGUAUGGCCUGCUACAGCGCUCAGAUAAAAAGUAUGAUGAGGCCAUCAAGUGUUACCGUAAUGCUCUGAAGUGGGAUAAGGACAAUCUGCAGAUUCUCCGAGACCUCUCCUUGUUGCAGAUCCAGAUGAGAGACUUGGAAGGAUACAGGGAGACUCGGUACCAGCUGUUACAGCUCCGUCCAGCCCAACGAGCUUCCUGGAUCGGAUAUGCAGUGGCUUAUCACCUAUUAGAGGACUUUGAGAUGGCUGCAAAGAUUGUUGAGGAAUUCCGCAAAACACAGCAGACAUCGCCUGACAAAGUGGAUUAUGAGUACAGUGAACUGCUGCUGUAUCAGAACCAGGUCCUAAGGGAAGCCGGGCUGCACAAGGAGGCCCUUGAUCACCUCAACAACUAUGAGAAACAGAUCUGUGACAAGCUGGCUGUGGAGGAGAGCAGAGGAGAGCUGCUGCUAAAGCUGGAGAAACCUCAGGAGGCUUCAGAGGUCUACAGAAGACUCCAGGAAAGGAACCCAGAAAACUGGGCCUACUACCAAGGCCUGGAAAAGGCCUUAAAGCCAGGCAGUUUAGAGGCGCGGCAGAAGAUUUAUGAAGCGUCCUGCAUAAAGUUUCCUAAAGGCCUCGUUCCCCGAAGGCUGCCUCUCAACUUCCUCACUGGGGAGAAGUUUCGUCAGUCUCUGGACAGCUACCUGAGGAUCAACUUCAGCAAAGGCUGUCCUCCUGUCUUCACCACCCUCAAAUCCCUUUACAAUGACAAAGAAAAGGUCACAGUUAUUGAAGAAUUAGUAGUUGGCUAUGAAACCUGUUUAAAAAGCUGUCGAAUGUUUAGUGAAAAUGAUGAUGGGAAGGAGGAACCCCCUACCACCCUGUUGUGGGUACAGUAUUUCCUGGCUCAGCACUUUGACUUCGUUGGCCAGCCACGCCUGGCUCUGGAGUUUAUUAAUGCAGCCAUCGACAGCACACCUACUCUCAUUGAGCUCUUCCUCAUCAAAGCCAAGAUCUACAAGCAUGCAGGCAACAUAAAAGAAGCUGCUCGGUGGAUGGAUGAGGCUCAGGCCCUGGACACUGCAGACCGGUUCAUUAAUUCCAAGUGUGCCAAGUACAUGCUGAAGGCUGGUCUCAUCAAGGAAGCAGAGGAGAUGUGCUCCAAGUUCACACGAGAAGGCACGUCGGCAGUGGAUAACCUGAACGAGAUGCAGUGCAUGUGGUUCCAGACAGAAUGUGCCUUGGCCUACAAGGCGAUGAACAAGUACGGAGAGGCCCUGAAGAAGUGCCAUGAAAUUGAGAGACAUUUUGUGGAGAUCACUGAUGACCAGUUUGACUUCCACACCUACUGCAUGAGGAAGAUGACGCUGCGCUCCUACGUGGACCUGCUGAAGCUGGAGGAUGUCCUACGGCAGCACCCAUUUUAUUACAAAGCUGCUCGUACUGCAAUACAGAUCUACCUGACCCUGCAUGACAAACCUCUGACUGAUGACAACAAAGAGAGCCAGGCAGACACGGAAAAUUUGACAGACAAGGAGCUGAAGAAACUGCGCAAUAAACAGCGAAGAGCACAGAAGAAGGCCCAGUUAGAAGAGGAGAAGAAGAACGCAGAGAAGGAAAAGCAGCUCAAGAAUCAGAAGAAGAAGAAGGAGGAUGAUGACGAAGAGAUUGGAGGGCCUAGAGAGGAGCUAAUACCAGACAAACUGGCCAAGCCGGAGAAUCCUUUGGAUGAAGCCGUCAAGUUCUUAAUCCCGCUUAAGAACCUGGUGCGGAAAAAGGUUGAGACUCAUCUGCUGGCUUUUGAGAUCUACUUCAGGAAAGAGAAGUACCUGCUGAUGCUGCAGUCCAUAAAGAGGGCUGUUAACAUAGAACCUUCAAAUCCAUGGCUGCAUCAGUGUCUUGUCCGCUUUUUCAAAGGAGUGAGUGAGAGCACGGAUCUGGCAGAGGCAGUGAGAACAGUGCUGACGCAUGAGAUCUCCAGGCUGUUUGGAGAGAGCAGCCCUCAGAGCUUCAACAAGAACUACCUGAGCCAACACUCCAACUCCAUCCCACACAGACUGGCUGAGCCGGUCACACCAAGAACAGCUGUAAACGCGUCUCGCUCCCAGGACUCCCCAUGUGCUUCAGAAAAACCCUGAAACAUACUGAGUUUUGUACAUGACCAGAAAGAGUGAGUCAAGUUGCCAGUGACAGAUUUGCAUCUCUGACAGACAGGUGAGAUGUUGGGGAAGAGAAUAUGAAACCUUUCUGUGGAGUAAUGUGGCAUCCACUGCAUGUGACUGUGACAGAAAUAAGGAGACUUAUCAGCGUCAGUAUUGAAUUUAUUCAUCUGUGGUGUCGAGUUGGGCACGUUUGAUUUUUUAAAUAUAUAAUCUCAAAUUUUUAAGUACCAGAAAAAAAUCUUGAUGCAGGGAUUUUGUAAAUAUUCUGUAAUUGUGUGAACGACACAAAUUUAAAGAUCCCAAAUGUUACACAUGCCUUUCUUUUUACAGACUGUGAGUUUAGAUCAGUUUUCAAUUAGUUUCAAAGAAUGAUUUCCACAAAUUAGAGCAUCAUAAAGUACAUAUUGGCAGCCUUAAUGUAUUGUUUUGUCUAUCCAUCAGAUUCCCGCUUUGCUUGCUCUCUUAUUUUGCCAAAUCAGCUGUGGAAGGUUCUUCUGGAUCGUGAUGCCCGUCCAUCCCUGUUGUGAAAGGGACGGACCGUAAAUAAGUAACAUCCACCUAAGAGGAGACCGGCAUACAUCUGCUUACCUCCAUUUAUAGAAAAACCAGAAACUGAUUUAGUGUUAAGACAGAGGGGACUUUGUGGAUUAGAAACAUGUCAAAGAAUAUCAUCACGAGAUUAUCACAACUGCAUGUAAUGUAGGUCUGUAGCAAAUAAAGGAAGAAAAGAGGACAGCCUUUGUUAGAAUAGAUCGUUAUUGUCACUGUUACAAGAACAAUGAACAACAGUUUGGCAUCUCUCUAAUAGCAGUAUGUAGACUUUUACAUUAAAAUUACUUUAGAAUAUAAGAUCCACAGAUAUGUACAUGUUGUAUACAGUUGUGAUGUGUACCAGUCUAUUCUAUAAAUGUGGGUCCAAAACCAAACUUAAAGGGUACGUCAUGUAGAACUAUUUUAUUGAAUGACUGACUCCACUGUUUGUUCUGCAUACAAAAUGUUGACUCGGUGACACAGAUUAAAUACGUGUGCCUGCCUGGCAUAGAGCCAGUUUGGUCUGGAUGGAUAAUGGUACUCAGACAUUCUUUCAGUCUAUUAACCAGUUUUUCUUUUGGCAGUAACAAAGUAGGACAGCAGCUAAAUAUUUCAUAGAAUUCAGUGUUGAAGCCAUCUGGUUACUGGCUUUAUUAUUGAAGUGGGAAGAUAUUAUGGUUUGUAUUUCUUUCAGCUCAGUGUGAGCAUGUAAAUUAGAAGCUGAAUCAUCAGAUAUUGUGGGCAGCACUAAUAGCUCAAAGAAUGCAUCCCGAAGUUUAUCUGGUUCACCUUGCAAAUGGAAAACUUUUGCAUAAAAAUAAUCAAAAUCUCUGUUAGUUUUAUCCAGGAUUGUCAGAAAACUGCUGUUUUGUCACUUUAUCCUUUGUGUAACCUUAAAUGCUCAUGAAUGCUUUAAUUAACGGGCUAAUACUCAGUGGAGUUUAGCCCCAAACUCGGUGCUUCUGUGCAGGUCUGCAGGAAAAUUUUCAACUUUCAGCCUGAAAGGGUAACAAUGGAAACCAGCAACUAAACAAACAUCCACACUGGGGAAUACAAGCUAACUAGAGAUGGAAAUGUGUACAAAUCAUAGAGCAGCAACAAGGAGGCAAAACAGGGAACAAAAGACAAAGACUGCAACUAUAAAUGCACAGAAGGUUUGGGAUUGGGAAAGAGAGGAAACACCUCGGGAACGAAACUGAAUACUACUGAAAUAAACCUGAAUACUAAACACAUGGGACGGGGAUUACCUAAAUAAAACAGGGAGACAAACAUCACUGACAGAAACGUGACACAAAAGGGUGAACAAGAGGGAAAUCAUAAUUAUAACUAGGCACAAAGAAUAGAAUAGAGAACCAUUUUCAUGGUCUCAGAGAGUGGAAUCAAUAAAGACCGGAUCCAUCAAUCAGAAAGACUUAAGAGAAUAGAAGAAUGUUAGGGACGUCAAAUAUGAUCAAAUUUAUCAGCCUUACCUUUCACUGAAUAUCUAAUGUUCUCCA